Messenger RNA from Umbelopsis ramanniana AG, 323 nucleotides. RefSeq lists its product as uncharacterized. The coding region runs from base 117 to 299 and encodes 60 amino acids. The transcript has a single exon. Lineage: Eukaryota; Fungi; Mucoromycota; Umbelopsidomycetes; Umbelopsidales; Umbelopsidaceae. The record is from RefSeq and is a predicted model, not a curated record.
UUUCUGGUUCAAGCUGGUUCUAAACCUUUAAUUUUAAUAAGGCGCAGUUUGCAGACGGAGCCAAGGAAUUGCCAAUGAAUAGAUCCAGUGUAUGGUGAGAACAAUAUAUAGAUAGUAUGGUACAAUUGAAGACUUUGAGGAGAACCAAAAGGCCCUAUGGGUUUCUCAAAGCUUCCAGCCGCCGCUGUAAUUCUGCAUCCUCUUCUGCAGCGGCUUGCGAGGAUUCUUUGAUAGGAUUGUUAGUGGGCACAGAGGCCAUCUUGCCAUUGAUAGAAAUGCCAAUUUCAUCCAACACCUAGUUGAAGUCUCAGUUAGCGAUGUUG